GGAAAGGCCGGGGCUGGGGUGGAGUUUCCCCUCCACUUCCACGGAGUUUCGGACUUGAGGCCGUCGGCGUGCACAGUUCUGUGAAGCAAGCUUGAAGCCCGGCGAGCGGCGACGAGGGCGGGCCGGAGUCAUGAGCGACAGCGGAGAGCGGAUGUUCGACGACGACGAGCGGGAAUCCCGCUCGGCUUCCGGAAGUGGAAGCGCCCCGGCCCCCCGGAAAGCCGCGGGCCGCUCCCCGGCCAGGUCCCGCUCCCGCUCCCAGUCCCGGCCCCGGUGCCCGCGGGGCUCCCGGCGGCGGUUCUCCAGGUCGCGAUCCCCGCCCCGCUCCCGCCAGCGAUCCAGCGGCAGGGACUACAGUCGAGACCGCGGAAGACGGCGCAGCCCCAGCCGCUCCCCCUCGCCGUCCUCGCAGAGGCGCCACGGCGGGAAUCGGGAGGACCCCGACCCCAACUGUUGCCUGGGCGUGUUCGGCUUGAGCCUGUACACCACCGAGCGGGAUCUGAGGGAGGUGUUCUCCAAGUACGGCGCCAUCGCCGACGUGUCCGUGGUGUACGACCAGCAGUCCGGGCGUUCCAGAGGGUUCGCCUUCGUGUAUUUUGAAAGCGUAGACGACGCCAAGGAGGCAAAAGAGCGCGCCAACGGCAUGGAGCUCGCCGGGCGGAGGAUCAGAGUGGAUUUCUCCAUCACGAAGAGACCGCAUACCCCAACACCGGGGAUUUACAUGGGAAGACCUACCUAUGGCGGCUACCGGCGCUGGGAUUAUUACGACCGAGGCUACGAUCGCGGCUCUGACGAUCGAGAAUACUACGGCAGAGAAUACUACGGCAGAUCGUACAGGGGCGGGGGGUGGAGAGCCCAAGACCGGGAGCCCGUGUACAGAAGGCGGUCACCUUCUCCCUACUACACCCACGGCAGGUACACCUCGAGGUCCAGAUCUCCGUCCUACUCACCCCCGCGCUACUGAAGCACCGAGUGGAAGACUUUCUGAAACCUGCCGUAGAGCUGCGAAAUCUUGGGACAGUUUUGUUGUGUUUUUUUUUUUUUUUUUAAAGAAAAAAAAAUCGUCUCCUGUUUGAAAAGUGAACAGCGCCUAGUGAAAUUAGUAAGGAUGUAACUACUUUUGGUUGAAGGGGAAAAGGCUCUUUUCAUUCUGCAUUUGUGUGCUUCGCUGCUUGCUUUAAGUUUAGUGUUUUCAGAAAAGUAUGGUUUGCAUGUUUUUGUUUUCUUUUACUUUGACUGCUGAGAAAUUUCUGUCGUACAAACUUGGUGUAAAACGUUUUUCUACCUAGUCCUCGAUCUUCUCAACAUUGAGGCCUGUGUGUAAAUACGUUACCAAAAGGCAAAAAGCCAGGAUGAAUAGUUGCUUUCUUUCUAGCAUAUCAAUGCUUAGCACAGAACUAUUCACAGAAAAUUGUCAGUAGUAAAUUCAAAGACAAAAGUACCCGUUUUCCUCCAAUACAUAACAUACCAUAUUUAACAUACCUGCAAAUAAGUUUUAAAAAUAUGCUCUGUAGCCUUUAUAUUUUUUUUCUCUGUAACUCUGUACUGCUAGUAUUGGAACUAAAAAUCUUUUCAAUACAGCAAAUGCGUAAUGCUUAUGUAAAAGUGGGUUUGUGAGUCUCUAUGUAAUUUGUGUAUAUGGCGGGGAACAAGAGAAGAAUUGUGGAUCAUAUGCCUUAAAAGAGC
This is a messenger RNA of Dipodomys spectabilis (banner-tailed kangaroo rat), 1686 nucleotides long. RefSeq names its product transformer-2 protein homolog beta-like. The record is from RefSeq and is a predicted model, not a curated record. The transcript is spliced from 2 exons. Gene Ontology annotation, biological process: positive regulation of mRNA splicing, via spliceosome. The coding region runs from base 131 to 964 and encodes 277 amino acids. Gene Ontology annotation, cellular component: spliceosomal complex. Gene Ontology annotation, molecular function: RNA binding. Lineage: Eukaryota; Metazoa; Chordata; Mammalia; Rodentia; Heteromyidae.